Molecule: messenger RNA, 1323 nt
Organism: Penicillium cataractarum
Lineage: Eukaryota; Fungi; Ascomycota; Eurotiomycetes; Eurotiales; Aspergillaceae
Product: endonuclease III domain-containing protein
Exons: 1
Coding region: 1-1323 (440 amino acids)
Biological process (GO): base-excision repair, AP site formation; nucleotide-excision repair; base-excision repair
Cellular component (GO): nucleus
Molecular function (GO): DNA-(apurinic or apyrimidinic site) endonuclease activity; oxidized pyrimidine nucleobase lesion DNA N-glycosylase activity; DNA binding
Source: RefSeq, a predicted model, not a curated record
AUGCGUACUUCUAGAGCAUCCAAGGAGACCGCAAAGGUGCUCCAGGCGUUGUCGCCCCCUGCGCGACGCCAAACUCGCAGUUCAGCCCUCGGCACAGGGGCGCUCAGGGGUUUCGCCUACAAUGCGGACUCGACCGAGAAAAGCGAGUUGAUACCGACGAUUGCUACGAUUCCCGCGACUAGGAGCGAUGACGAGUCUUCUCUUUCGUCUGCCGAUACCGCGGACAUCGAAGACCUCUUCGAUGAUUUCGAACCUCCCUCCAAGCGUCGGAAACCCAACGCCAACCCCAAGGUCCUAUCAGCUUCCAAUCGCACCCCUCGCAAGCCUCCCGUGAAGAAAGAGGAAGAGCCCGACGAGAAAUCAACAACACCAGCCAAGAACCGACGCAUGCCUGCUCGUAAAACUCGCGAUGCCGAUGGAGCAAUUGUUGUCGAACCUCCGUCCAACUGGGAGACCAUGUAUAACAUUGUGAAGAAGAUGCGCGCGGACAAUCCAACUGCGCCGGUGGAUACAAUGGGCUGUUCAGAGCUAUAUUGGCGGGCAUCUUCUCCUCGAGAUCGCCGCUUCCAAACUCUCAUUGCGUUGAUGCUUUCGUCUCAAACCAAGGACACCGUGACGGCCGUCGCAAUGCAACGACUACACACGGAGCUCGGCGACGAACAACCAGACUUGGUCAACACGAUCAAGAAAGAAGAACCCGAAACCACGGAUGAAGUCAAAAUCAAGCCUGAUCCCGACGACGACCCCUCUACCACCCUCUCACUCCCAGAGAAAGACAGCACCCUAAAUCUAGAAAACAUCCUCGCCGUCUCACCCACGUACCUAAACUCGCUCAUCGAAAAAGUCGGCUUCCACAACAACAAAACAAAAUACAUCAAAGCCGCCGCCCUAAUCCUCCGCGACGAAUACGCAGGUGACAUCCCCUCCACACCAGAAGGCCUCAUGAAACUCCCAGGCGUGGGUCCGAAGAUGGCCUAUCUCUGCAUGAGCGCUGCUUGGGGUAAACACGAGGGAAUCGGUGUCGACGUGCACGUCCACCGCAUCACUAAUUUGUGGGGGUGGCAUAAGACUAAGACCCCCGAGGAGACGAGGAUGGCGUUGCAGUCUUGGUUGCCCAGGGAUAAGUGGCAUGAGAUUAAUAAGUUGUUGGUUGGAUUGGGACAGACGGCUUGUCAGCCGGUGAAGAGGCGUUGUGGGGAGUGUUAUUUGGCUGGGACGAAGCUUUGUAAGAGUGAGAUUAAGGGGUUGAGUCCGGUUAAGAGGGAGGUGAUUAAGGGGAGUCCUGGGCUUGAUGAGCCGAAGAUUAAGAUUGAGGCGGUAUGA